ACGUCUGGACAUGGUUGUCCCUCAAUAUGAAGUUGUGCAAAAAACUACAGAGAAGCACAAUUUAAAAACGUCAUCAUUGAAUUCCUUUGGGAAAAAUAAUCCCAUUUACAGAAGGAAAAUAUUUUCUACCGUGGCAUUCGAGAGUUUUGAGAAAAAAAUGGCAAUUUUAGUCACAUGACGGAUGCAAUUAAUUUAGAUAAUUAUCCAUCUACCGUCGUGCCAGACGCCCCCUCGUUUGUGAGACACAUGGAGUGUUUGUUUUAUUCAACCAAAUGACGGGACAUUCUUGGAAUUUGGAUAGUGUGCCGUACUGCCACUGUCAAGUCCAUGCGUCUGAAACAAAUAACUGGCUAUCGAAACUAACCCCAUAUUCAACAUGAACGAGGAACCAGAUGAGAGGUUGUGGUAUGCCAUAUGAUAAGUCAUCUAUUUGUGUUUCCUUCUCCCUCAAGAUAAAUAUGAAAAUCCUAUACUUGUUUUAUUUUUGUGUAGAAACAUAUAAGAAUGAGGUUACUGUGUUUGCUAAAAACUAUAUCCCCACAUUGCUAUGCCAUACAGCAUCGUACUUACGGAACAUUGGCCAAGUCAAAAAAUAUAUGUGUGAACUUUGUAAAUCCAUCAAGAACAAAAGUAUUUCAAAAACAAUUCUCUACCUCAGGAAGACUAUAUUUUCCAAUUCGAAAACGAAGGUCGCCAACACUAGCACCUGGUGUAGGUUGGAUGUCUGUGUUGUUUAUUGCAACUGUAGGUUCUAUUUCUAUCCUUAUUAUGAAGCAUUUCAAGUCGAAAAAAGAAGAGAAAUUUGAAUCUAAUAUGAUAAAGUCAAUGGGAAAACCAGCUUUAGGGGGAGAUUUUACUCUUAUAGAUCAAGACGGCAAACAAUGCAGUAAUCGCGACUUUUUAGGUCAAUGGGUUCUUAUCUACUUUGGAUUCACCCACUGUCCUGACAUUUGUCCUGAAGAACUAGAAAAAAUGGGAAAUGUUGUUGAUACAAUCAAGAGAACUCCGCAGUUGCCAGACGUUCAACCUUUAUUUAUAAGUAUUGAUCCUGACAGAGACACUCCUGAUGCUGUUAAAAAAUAUGUUGCUGAUUUUCAUCCUAAUCUUAUUGGUUUGACUGGAAAUCGUGAGCAAGUUGAAAAUGCUUCAAGAGCUUUUAGAGUUUAUUAUGCUGAAGGUCCAAAAGACUCGGAAGAUGAUUAUAUUGUAGACCAUACUGUGAUAAUGUAUUUAUUAAAUCCUGAUGGGGAAUUUUGUGAAUAUUUUGGUCAAAACAAAUCAGCAGGAGAAAUGUCUUCAAGUAUUUCUUCAAUAAUGUUAAAAUUCAAGCACAAAGAUUGAAAAACAACUAAUUUAUUAUCAAGUAGAUUCUUAUCUGAAAAAUGCAAAGCAUUAUCUUCGUUAUAGAAACAAUGAAAUUCGGGCAAAAUUGAAUAUCUUGUUAUGAAAAUCUCAUGCUGUUGGAUACUGUGGAAUUUACAAUCUUAUAGAACUCUGCUAAUAAUUUAUUAUUGGUUUUAGCAGCGACCUUUUAUAUGCAUAUGUUGCAUAUUGCCUUUUUUCAGUUAUAGCUCCUCGUCUAUAUGUCCAAACACUCUCUCUCACCAAAUAGGAUAAUGCACCCAAGUAGUAAUCACCUAUCUUAGCAGAAUGAUAUAUUUUUUAAAAUUCUUAUUAAUGGCAAAUAAUGUUUUUUUUAAUUUAGAAA
Molecule: messenger RNA, 1708 nt
Organism: Styela clava
Lineage: Eukaryota; Metazoa; Chordata; Ascidiacea; Stolidobranchia; Styelidae
Product: protein SCO1 homolog, mitochondrial-like
Biological process (GO): mitochondrial respiratory chain complex IV assembly
Source: RefSeq, a predicted model, not a curated record